AUGUCGGCGCUUGGGAGUCCGUUACCAGCAUGCGGCUCCUACUUCGCAUCUCCAGUGCUCGAGCUGAGUGCCGAUUGGCGUACUCCAGCGAGGCCCUGCCGAGGUGUUCGACACGUGGCAUACUCUGCUCGCGGUACGGAGUAUCUCUCACCCGCCGAUUGCCUUCACUCUAAGAGUGUUGCCGUACAGCGGCCGCGACCCCUUCGACCCCAGUCCCCUACGGUGGUACCCCGAGGCUCUGAUGAGAAUCGAGACACCAACAACGUGGCCUCGAGCACACUAUUCCCUCCGAGACCUCCUUCUCACAGACGCCGGUCCUUGGUGCCACUUUUCGCGGCUAGCAAUGUAGCUCCUCAUUUCCGGAUCCGUACAUCCAUCGCAUCAUCAAUCGAAAUGUCCCCUCCAACCAAGCCUAUAGCUCGCCGGCUCUCCGUGUUGUGCUGUACUCCUAACCCGACUACGCCAUUGCCCACUGCUGUGGACCAAGCAGAAGUUGAUUCAGUAACUGCCAGUAUCGUUGCUCAACUGGACAACCUAAGACUGCAUACUGGCAGAGAUCAGCCGCCUCGGACACUUCCUGUGAUCCCACGAUACGGCAAGAAGCCUCUGAGGCGUGAAUCGGCGAAUCUCCGACGUUUAUGACCCCUGAGGAUUGGUUGUUCUUUAAGUUUUAUAUAAUGAGAAAUAUCACGAUACCUUUCUUUCGAGCCAUACUGGCUUGUGCGGAGUCCCUCUGCGUGGUUACUGACGUGUUUGUUAUGACGAACGGUAGCAACACCGUGUAGAGUUUACACUGACUGCGUUGACAUAUCUUGGCUGUACAUAGCCUCCCUUCACGUUCAUACGGAUGGUAUAUUUCACAUCAUGUGAAUGUAUCCUCACCCUGGUACAGUAAUGUUCAUUGGUACUAUUGAACCAUACUCUCAUCAUUAUCAUAGCUGCUCCCCCUUCUAGUGCUUUUUAGUACUAGAAGCAAUAGUAGUGAAUGCAUGAGCAUGUGAGCGUAUAA
Molecule: messenger RNA, 1009 nt
Organism: Perkinsus marinus ATCC 50983
Lineage: Eukaryota; Perkinsozoa; Perkinsida; Perkinsidae
Exons: 4
Coding region: 1-642 (213 amino acids)
Source: RefSeq, a predicted model, not a curated record